UUUUUUUUAUACUUAGAAUUAAUGAUUCUUUAAAAGUCUAAAAUAAUAAGCAUAUUUAUAUGAACUAUGGUUGCAGCUGGUAUACAUUUUGGCAAUACAAAUAGUGUUAUAACAAUAUGGAAGGAUGGUAAAGUUGAUACAGUAUCUAAUGAAACUGGAGAUCGGAUAACUUCUACUGCUGUUGCUUACACGGGAACAGAAAAGAUAGUUGGUCAACCAGCCAAACAAUAUAUGGUUAAAAAUCCACUUAGUUGCAUUUCUAAUAUUAAAUCCUGUGUUGGACAAAGCUUUACAUCAGAGCAAAUGCAGAAGAUUAAAACAAAGUGCUCUUGUCAUGUCUCGAACACUAAAAAUGUUUUUUCUUAUCAAGUCAAAGUAGAUGAUAAUUAUAUUAAAGUGUCUCCUGUUGAAGCUGCAUCAUAUAUAUUUACAAAACUUCUAGAAAUAGGAGAGUUAGUUGGAGGAAGUGAGCUGGAGGAUGUUGUUUUAACUGUGCCUCAUAACUUUUCUGAAGAUCAACGAAUAUCUCUUUGUGAAGCAGCUGAAAAUAUUGGGUGUAAUAUCCUUCGAGUAAUUUCUGAACCUGCUGCUGCAUGUUUAGCAUAUGGGAUUGGUCAAAAUGAUCCCUUAGAACAUAGUACUGUGUUAAUAUAUCGUCUUGGUGGCAGUUCAAUGGAUGCAUGCAUAAUGGAAGUUAUAAAUGGAAUGUACCACAUGAUACACUACAAAUCAAAUAGUGAUUUUGGUUCAAAUGAGUUUGAUAAUGUCUUAAUAAAAUACUUUACUGAAGAGUUCAAAAGAAUACAUAAAGAAGACAUCUCUGAAAAUAAACGUGCUCUUGGUAAAUUAAGUGCUGCUGCUGAAGAUUGUAAACAUGGUUUAUCAAAACUACAUACAAUUGCAUGUGCAGUAGAUUCCUUACAUGAUGGUAUUGAUUUUCAUUGUCAGCUUCCAAGAGCAAAAUUUGAAUCAUUGUGCAGUUUUGUUUUUUCUAAAUGUAUGGAAUUGGUUGAUGAAUUGCUUAUAGAAGCUAGUUUUAAAGUAACAGAUAUAGACAAAGUAAUCUUAGUUGGUGGUGGGAGUCGCAUGCCUCGCUUAGUCCAGUUAAUGAAAAAUAAGUUUGACUCUUCAGAAAUUUUAAAUACAAUUCAUACUGAGGAAGUGUUAGCACAGGGAGCUGCACUUCAGGCUGGUUUACUGCAAGGUCGGGAUGAUACACUAAAUACUGAUGUUUUUAACUUGAACUGUGUUUCAAAAAAUAUAGGCAUAAAGUUAGCAAAUGACGACAAAUUAUGUAUACUUCUAAAUAAAAACACUCCUGUACCAGUGAAAAGAAGUGCAAACUUAACUGUCCCAGCUUCUCAGACAACUGCUUGUGUUUACCUUUAUGAAUGCGAUGAUGCUACUUUAACCGGAUCUCUUUUACUUGCUAAGCUUGUGAUUAGAGAUCUAAAUAGUGAUGAAGCAAAAGAAUUAUUUUUGAAUAUUGAAUUCAGAAGAAAUGGAUGUUUAUCUGUAAUACUAAAUGAUCGCAAAUCAAAUAAAACAGAAAGUGUUAGCAUUGAAAUGACAAAGAUUUAACGAGCGUGAACAAUUUUUUUAAAAAAAAAAGUUGUACGAAACUCCAGUUUACUAGACACGAACGUAACAUUUGAUGUAUAUUAACCUAUUUGAUGAAAAUGAACCCGAUAUUUGAUGAAAAUUAGCCCGAGAUUUGAUAAAGGUGAACCCGACUUCUGAAGAAAAUGAACCCGAUUUUGAUAAAGAUGAAUUUUUUAAUUUUAAUUUUAUACUUUAUAAUCAAUUUUUUUUUUCGGAAGAGAUCAUAAUUAAUGUA
Molecule: messenger RNA, 1837 nt
Organism: Hydra vulgaris (swiftwater hydra)
Lineage: Eukaryota; Metazoa; Cnidaria; Hydrozoa; Anthoathecata; Hydridae
Product: heat shock 70 kDa protein 14
Cellular component (GO): nucleus; cytoplasm; cytosol
Molecular function (GO): ATP-dependent protein folding chaperone; ATP binding
Source: RefSeq, a predicted model, not a curated record